CUGUCCGCAGUCUCUGGUCGUCUCCUGUACUAUGUCCGCAGUCUCUGGUCGUCUCCUGUACUAUGUCCGCAGUCUCUGGUCGUCUCCUGUACUAUGUCCGCAGUCUCUGGUCGUCUCCUGUACUAUGUCCGCAGUCUCUGGUCGUCUCCUGUACUAUGUCCGCAGUCUCUGGUCUCUCUGGUCGUCUCCUGUAGUAUGUCCGCAGUCUCUGGUCGUCUCCUGUACUAUGUCCGCAGUCUCUGGUCGUCUCCUGUACUAUGUCCGCAGUCUCUGGUCAUCUCCUGUAAUAUGUCCGCAGUCUCUGGUCAUCUCCUGUACUAUAUCCACAGUCUCUGGUCAUCUCCUGUAAUAUGUCCGCAGUCUCUGGUCAUCUCCUGUAAUAUGUCCGCAGUCUCUGGUCUCAUCUCCUGUAAUAUGUCCGCAAUCUCUGGUCAUCUCCUGUAGUAUGUCCGUAGUCUCUGGUCAUCUCCUGUACUAUGUCCGCAGUCUCUGGUCAUCUCCUGUACUAUGUCCGCAGUCUCUGGUCAUCUCCUGUACUAUGUCCGCAGUCUCUGGCCAUCUCCUGUACUAUGUCCGCAGUCUCUGGUUAUCUCCUGUACUAUGUCCGCAGUCUCUGGUCAUCUCCUG
Molecule: messenger RNA, 627 nt
Organism: Staurois parvus
Lineage: Eukaryota; Metazoa; Chordata; Amphibia; Anura; Ranidae
Source: the annotation of a GenBank genome assembly